AUGGAAGUUACUAUAGAAACACCAUCUGAGAUCACUAAUGAGAUUGAGAUGGAGGCUGCUGCUUUGCCUACACCACCUCUGAUAGAGCAGAGGGUGGAGCUGACAUUGUUACUAAUGAGAGAGCCAUGGAGUGAAGAGCUAUCCGACCCCACAAGCAAUGAACAUCGCAGACUUGCUCAGCAGUUCACGGAGAAGAUUUCAGCUGCUUUGGAGAAACUGGCAGAAUUCAAGAGUGUAUUAGUGCUGGAUGUCAGGCCACAGAUUGAUUCAUCAAGUGGUGCAAAGGCAGUGCUGGUGGAUUAUGUUGUGUACCUCCAGACCAGCAGUGAAGAGAUCAGCAGCGAGACACUGGACUUCAUUAAUCUCCAAUCAAACAUGGUAGAGGGCACCUUUAGAGAUUAUGAAAAGCCCACAAUCCAGUACACUUUUAGUGACCUCCACCCUUACAUCACAGAUGCCCUGCAUGUGGAAACAUCUCCGAAGGGAACCCAUCCUACAGUGGAAUCUCUGGACCCGGACCACAAGGAUGAAAUUGUACCUGUAGAAAAAGUAAAUUAUCUUACUGAUGGAGUGACCAAAGAGCUAUUUAUCAUUGAUGACCUGUUGGGACCUACAAUGUCAGAACAGGAAGGAAUGGGAAAGCAUGAGGUCAUAAUUCUAGAUGAGGACACAUCACUCUUCAUUGACCAUCCCAGCAGUAGUUUCUCAGAGGAUAUUGAAGACAAGGACUUGUUGUCACCAUCACCCCCCAGCAAGAGUCCUUCUGUGGUUGGUGAAACUGUUAGCCACUUUACCGACUACAAGCAAUACAGCGAUGUCACAACAUCUGACCUUGAUCCCGCUUCUGGUUCUGGUGCAGGAGAAGACGAUUGGCCAUGGGUGACUGUACUUCCUACUGAGGUUAAAGUGCCAGUUAAAGCGACAGAAGGUGACAAAGAGGUUUUGAUUCAUGUAGACACACCCCUGGUAGGUGAUUAUGAAUUCUCCACCAUUACAACAAUAACAGAUGUGGUUAAGGAAGACCAGAUUUUGCCUGAGAAAACACCUGGACUGAUGAAUGUUGAAGCUGGAGGGGAUGGAGACCUUCAAGUUGUUAGUGAUACACCUACAAUGCCUCCUGUUAAAGUGGAAGAGACAAAAGUUACCCCAGAACCCAAGGUAGACCUCAUACUUCCUGAAGACGAAGAGAUGUCAGAGGAAGACAACAAGGAGGGAACUGCUCUAUUAGAAACACGAAAGGACGAGGAAGCUGAAGUUGCUGUAAUUGCAAUGAAGGAAUUAGAGGAGGUUGAAGAAAGGGAAGGAAAUGAUUUUGUACUAACAACAGAUGUUUCACCUAUACAGUUUUCAGAAGAAGAUCUAACAGAAGAUGAGAUCCUGGUGGUCACCAUUGAAACUGCAGACCCCGUCAACCUGACACCUCUUUCUCCGGAGAAAGAAUCACCCUUCACCCUCAUCACCAUGAUGACCCCUGGGGCGGUGGAGUUAGAGUCUACCUUAAACUCUGAAGUCAUAAGUGCAUCUCUGGAUUACAAUGUGAUCCAUCUCAGAGAGGAGGAGGGCAGUGGAAUCCCUGGUGUCUUCCAGGGUGAUGAGCUGUCCAAUUUUGCUAUACCAACUAAACCUGGGCGUGCUUUGAUAGUCUUUUUCAGUCUUCGUGUAACUAACAUGAUAUUCUCUGAGGAUCUGUUCAAUAAGAGCUCUCCAGAAUACAAAGCCUUGGAACAGCGGUUCAUUGAACUGCUGGUGCCAUAUCUUCAGUCAAACCUCAGUAAUUUUGAGAACUUGGAGAUCCUAAACUUCAGGAAUGGAAGUAUUGUCGUGAACAGUCGAAUGAAGUUUGGGAAGCCUGUUCCUCAAGGAGUCACCACUGCUGUUUACCUCAUUCUGGAGGACUUCUGCAACACUGCUUACCAGACCAUGAAUCUCGCCAUUGACAAAUAUUCACUGGAUGUAGAAUCAGGUGAACAGGCAGACCCAUGCAAGUUCCAAGCAUGUAAUGAGUUUGCAGAGUGCACAGUGAACCGCUGGUCAGGUGAGGCCGAAUGUGUGUGUAAUGCUGGUUAUUUCAGCGUGGAUGGACUACCCUGCCAGAGCAUCUGUGACCUGAAGCCUGACUUCUGCCUGAAUGAUGGGAAAUGUGAUGUCAUUCCUGGCCAAGGAGCUAUCUGCAGAUGUCGUGUGGGGGAGAACUGGUGGUACAGAGGGGAACAUUGUGAAGAAUAUGUAUCUGAGCCACUCGUAGUAGGCAUUGCGAUAGCAUCUGUUGCCGGGUUCCUGCUUGUGGCAUCAGGAGUAAUCUUCUUUUUAGCAAAAACUUUAAGAGACCAGUAUGAUGAUGACAAGGAUGAGAUGGAGGAUCCAAUACGGAGAGGGGACAGUAUUCCGUCAUUAGACAGGGCCACUAAGUAUAACCCUAUGUACGAGAGUGAUGUAAUGACAGGCUACAGCCAUUACUACCGGCGGUACCCUGACCCACCAAUCCACAGCAGCGCCAGUGCUGAGGCAUCCUCAGGCUUCAGCAGUGAAGAGAUACGCCAUAUUUAUGAGAACAAUGAGCUCACCAAGGAGGAGAUUCAAGAUCGUAUUCGCAUCCUUGAGCUCUAUGCAAGAGAUCGUCAGUUCGCAGACCUUUUGCGGCAGCAUCAAAUAACAAUGGAUAAUCGCAGAGAAAGUUCCUCCACAUAGACAACACAUGCCAGCUGAGUGCAAUAGGAUGAAGGUGAUUAUAAUGAGAUAAUAUGGGAACUGCAUGUUAUAGAGAAACAAUAUGCUAAGUGUCUCUAAUGUUGCAACUUUCAAACCAAGCUUGAACUAGCGUUAAGGCCACUUUUAACCCUGUUUAAGCAAGUUUUCAUACUUAACAGUGGUUUAGCACAGAAGGGAACAUUUGAUUCCUCUUGAAAUUAUCACUUUAAAACCACUUGUGUGCUCGUUGUGUAUUCAUUGUAUAAAUGUGCAAUCAAUGUUAUUUACCUCAUAAAUAUGUAAAUAAGAGGCAAUCCAGAUUUAACAAAUAUACAGUGUAAAGCUUCGGAACUUGACUACCCAGGAUUAAUUGCAAACCAUGGGUAAUGUACGAAUAGUGUGAAACAUAAAACAAGGUUAAAAAUGACCCUGGGUUUGCAAAUUAAAGUGUGAAAAGAACUUGCUUUUACCUCUUCCAGAAACUUGCCUUGUCUUUGGGAAAUGGCAUCUCAGUGAUUCCACAACGAUUUCUGUUAUCAGCUGUUCAUCUUUUCUUAGAGAUGUAUCUGCAGAGCUUAAAAUGAGGUUUAAGAAAGAAAAAGCUGUGUUUUGUUCCUUUUAUUAUUCGCUUUUGUUUUCUUUGAUUUUUAUAUUGUUAAAGAUCAUAUACGUUUUUCCAGUCAUCGAACAGGAUCGCAUCACAGACAGUAUCCUUGUUGGUGGUGGAAAUGUUAUGUCAGUGCCUUCUAAUCUGUGUUCUAAUGGCUGUGAUUAAGCUCUCAGCCAAUCAGUCUUUAGUAUUCAGCGAAAAAGGCCUGCCCAGACACAGGGCCCACCCACUUUUUGUAUCAAAUACUAUUAAUGUUGUAGUACUUGUAGUACAUGAUAUGAUUUUUUUCUGGGGAACUUCUAUAGUUUCACUGCUUGUUAGAGAUUUCAAGUUGUUAUGUGUCUUGAUGAACCAGACAGUUUAUUUAGAUGUUUAUUUAUAGAAAUGUGUUUAGUGAAUUUCAACCAAAACUUACAAAGCAAUAACAAAAAAGGUUGCCUCUUAUUAUGUGCCCAUUUAUGAAGAAAACAAUGCAAACUCUGACAGCUAAAACAGUAGAUUUGCUUGUGUGAGUAUAAGACUUAUUUUUAUAUUAUGUAAUCAUUAUUUAACCUGCCCUUAAAUAUGUGGGUCUUGCCAAAGUCCCUUAAAGGCAAGUCAGUCUGCCAUCUUGGCAAUGACCACGGGCAGCUAUUUUUUAUCUAGGCAAUAGGAAUGCAAGGUUAUAUCCUAUUUACCUGAACAGGUAAAGAAUUAAAUCUCAAACUGUUUGUCAAAAUGACAAACAAUA
Molecule: messenger RNA, 4028 nt
Organism: Myxocyprinus asiaticus (Chinese sucker)
Lineage: Eukaryota; Metazoa; Chordata; Actinopteri; Cypriniformes; Catostomidae
Product: interphotoreceptor matrix proteoglycan 2-like
Exons: 14
Coding region: 1-2688 (895 amino acids)
Biological process (GO): visual perception
Molecular function (GO): heparin binding; hyaluronic acid binding
Source: RefSeq, a predicted model, not a curated record